GUCUCAAAGUUUGUCUGCAGCAGUAGAGGGGAGUGGGCUUGUCGCGCGAGGACUUUUUUGGGAUGAGAUCUGCCUUCUUGCCUUCCUUUUGGAUGCACAGCCCGAUUUAACCCCUGCAUCUUCGGCCCGAGCCCAGCAGGCUUGUCCUCGCCGGGGAUUCACAGAUCUCCGAGGACACGGGUCGCGGAGCUCUCGGCGGGGCUCUCCCUGGUUCUUGCGCCAGUGCAUAAGUUCCACGCGCGCACACUCAAGCACUUACGGAAAGAGGCGUCUCGCCGGCCCGUGGCGGCUCUGAGAGGUUUCCUCCUGCCUCAGCAUCCCCGGCCCCGCGGGGCUCCCACCGCCAUGGAGGUGCUGGAAAGCGGGGAGCAGAGCGUCCUGCAAUGGGACCGCAAGCUGAGCGAGCUGUCAGAGCCCGGAGAGACCGAGGCCCUCAUGUACCACACGCACUUCUCAGAGCUCCUGGAUGAGUUUUCCCAGAACGUCCUGGGUCAGCUCCUGAAUGACCCCUUCCUCUCAGAGAAGAAUGUGUCAAUGGAGGUGGAGCCAUCUCCGACAUCACCAGCGCCUCUCAUCCAGGCUGAGCACAGCUACUCCCUGAGCGAGGAGCCCCGGGCUCAGUCACCGUUCACCCAUGCGGCUGCCAGCGAUGACUUCAAUGACGAGGAAGUGGAGAGUGAGAAGUGGUACCUGUCUGCAGACUUUCCUUCAGCCACCAUCAAGACAGAGCCAAUCACAGAGGAGCAACCCCCAGGACUUGUCCCCUCUGUCACUCUGACCAUCACAGCCGUUUCUACUCCCUUUGAGAAAGAAGAGUCUCCUCUGGAUAUGAAUGCUGGGGUGGAUUCCUCCUGCCAGACAAUUAUCCCUAAGAUUAAGUUGGAACCUCAUGAAGUGGAUCAGUUCUUAAACUUCUCUCAUAAGGAAGCUCCCGUGGAUCAACUGCACCUACCACCAACACCUCCCAGUAGCCACAGCAGCGACUCUGAGGGCAGCCUGAGCCCCAACCCACGCCUGCAUCCCUUCAGCCUGUCUCAGGCCCACAGCCCGGCCAGAGCCAUGCCCCGGGGCCCCUCUGCCUUGUCCACAUCUCCUCUCCUCACAGCUCCACAUAAGCUGCAGGGAUCUGGCCCACUGGUCCUGACAGAGGAAGAGAAGAGGACCUUGAUUGCUGAGGGCUAUCCUAUUCCUACCAAGCUGCCCCUGACAAAAUCUGAGGAGAAGGCCCUGAAGAAAAUCCGGAGGAAAAUCAAGAAUAAGAUUUCUGCCCAGGAAAGCAGGCGAAAGAAGAAAGAAUACAUGGACAGCCUGGAGAAAAAGGUGGAGUCUUGUUCAACUGAGAACUUGGAACUUCGGAAGAAGGUGGAGGUGUUGGAGAACACCAAUAGGACUCUCCUUCAGCAACUUCAGAAGCUUCAGGCUCUGGUGAUGGGGAAGGUCUCUCGAACCUGCAAGUUAGCCGGCACACAGACUGGCACCUGCCUCAUGGUCGCUGUGCUGUGCUUUGCUGUUGCGUUUGGCAGCUUCUUUCAAGGCUAUGGGCCCUAUCCCUCAGCCACCAAGAUGGCUCUGCCCAGCCAGCAUCGCCUGUCGGAGCCAUACACAGCCUCCGUGGUGAGAUCCAGGAACCUGCUAAUCUAUGAGGAACAUUCUCCCCUGGAGGAGUCGUCCAGCCCAGCCUCCGCCGGAGAGCUUGGGGGCUGGGACAGAGGCUCCUCCUUGCUCAGGGCGUCUGGACUGGAGGCCCUGCCAGAGGUGGAUCUUCCCCACUUCAUCAUCUCCAAUGAGACCAGCCUGGAGAAGUCAGUGCUGUUGGCGCUGCAGCAGCACCUGGUCAGCAGCAAACUGGAAGGGAAUGAAACGCUCCAAGUCGUGGAACUCGAGCGGCCAGUGAACGCCACCUUCUAGGGCGCUGCCUCCAGCCUUCUCUCUUCCUGACUCCAGCUGUGCACCCCCAGACUGUCUUGCCCAUAAGCUUCCCCGUCACCCCUGGACCUUGAGGAGGAUGUGGACUAGUGCUCGUGGCUUGGUAUGGGAGACCAGCCUAGGAGUUUCUUCUUGCCUGACCCUAUGGCUCUACAGAAAGGAGCUGGCAACCUCUCAUUCCUUUCUCUUACUGCCGCCAUAGGAGAGUAUUGUAGGGGUGAGGUAGGGGUGGGAGGAGCAGGCUUGCUUCCACUGGUAUCAAGAAGAUACUGCGUGAUCCUUCCCUGUGAGAUGUGACCCCGUCGAAGAAGAUUUGCAUGACUUAUGCUCAAUUGAGACCCCAGACUCUGGCCACAGAUAUGCCACCAGCACACCAGGGAGUGGCGAAGCACCGUCUGCUGACCUCCCUUGCUCACCAGGACUCCAGUGUGGCCCUGUCCCCACUGAGAGUGCCUGAAUGCCAUUCCAGCCUCUCUCUCCAUUCCUGGAACCCGCAUUGGAUGCCUGCACAGGCAGACAGGACUCCCACCAUAUUUUCAGGCCGCAAGUGCAAUUCCUGAAGGCGUCAGGCUCUUCUCCUCCAGGCCACCCUGCCCACUGUGUUGCUUGUAGGAUACCCCCCCCACACACACACACACUACACACACAGCCUGCAUCCCCACUGGACAGCCACUCUGUCUCCCUGGCCUCCCCUCCCGAUUUGUAAAUAGUAUUUAUUAGCUUGCUGAAGCUCCCUGCUGACCGUAGUAAAGAAAUCCCAUGACCCCUUCCAACAAGCAAAGUCUUCUGUUGGCCUUUGGAACAGGAGAGUCCCCAGGACCUGGGACACCACCACCCCCAGUCUUUUUAGCUGAUGCCUUAUUGUCUCCCUUUCCUUCCUUUUGAAAAUUGGAAACCUAUAAAAUAAUCGCCACUGGGAAAUCCCCUUAAGCAUGUGUCCCCUGUUGGAUGAAUCCAUGGGGAAUGAUGGAAUGCUGUCCUCUUGUUCAGGCUCCAGGCUCCAUGGCCACUCGCUUUCUCUCUGUGUGUUCCUGGGACAGAGAAGGGAAGCCCUGCCCCUGACAAUAGGCAUUGCUGACAACCUUGCUAGCUUGUCCUGCAUCCUGCCUGCUCUCCUCCUUCACCUCCCUCCUUUGCUUCUGCCCUCGCUCCACCUGCCUUAACUGGGGGGCGGGGGCUGGAGUUGGGGACAUUUUUCCACCUGCCUUAACUGGGGGGCGGGAGCUGGAGUUGGGGACAUUUUUCCACCUGCCUUAACUGGGGGGACUGGAGUUGGGGACAUUUGUGCACCCACAGUCAUACCUUUUACAGUCAGGUUUGGCUACUUUGCAGCUCACCCAAAGAGAUAUGACGAACCCUCAAACUCCUUUCCUUUUUUUUAUAUGAUUAAAUCGUAAAAUUUGUAGUUAAAAAAAUCCUUUUCUCUUUCAUACAAAUAAGAAAUGGAAAUUACUCUUUUAUUGUAUAAGGUAGAAGACUCUUUUUAAGUGUUUUCCUCCUAGCUUGUAAAAGAUUUUAUGUAAGAAAUGUGCUUACACUUUGUAUUUUAUUUUUAGCAGCAGCUGAAGGGCCUUUAGUUUUGGCCUCUCUCUCUCUUCUCUCUCUCUGUCUCUGUCUCUCUCUUUCUCUCUCUGUCUCAUUUUUUUCCUCUGUCAUCGGUGUGACUGUUUGAGGCUAUUUGAGAGAGAUUAUGUCCACACUGGUCCUUGCAUUCUAUGUCACAUACAGGAUUUGGUGUCAUGAGUGUUUGCUGCGGUGCUCCAUGAGCAGCUUCCUAUUUGGCCUGCCCAGGUUAUAAUAGGGAGUCCUCCCUCGGCACGUCCCUCCCUCCCAUGGUAGCUUCCCAGCCAACAGAUGGCUAAACUCACCUUGUAAUGUGUGAGACGCCCCUCAAGGCCACUGUGAUCCCGGCAGCCCUGCUGCCCACAGGGCUGUCACUGUCCCUUAAAUGCUCAGAUACCGGGACUGUACAGAGAGGAGGGUUGCUGGUGCCCUGCUUCUGUUUUCCUUGGUAUUCUGUCUUCCUUUGAUCUUCCUGGGCCUGGCCCAUCCUGUUCUUUACAAUACCAUAUGUUUAUACAUAGUAAACAUUUAAAAUGUCAUGCCCAUGAGAGCCUAAGAAGGGAGACAGAAACCAGGGUGAGGUAGUAUUUGUGUGGUGGGAAAGGUGGAGUUCGCAGUGAAGGGUAGAAGUUUGGUUUUAGACUGAUGUCUCUACAUCUGCUGAGCUGAGCCCUGGUUUGCGAUGUCCCUGGAGGUCCAGGGUGGAGACCCCGUUUGUGGAUGAGGAGGGAGAAGGAAAUGACUCGUCGUGUCUAGUUCUCUGACAACUUUAUUUCCUUCUCUACCCACUCUUGGAUGUCACUCUCUCCAGACAGCAAGGCCCUUUGUCUGCGGGAAAUUGGCCUUCCAGAAUAGAAUCUGUAACUAGAGACGUGGGACAUUAGCCAGAGGACUCAAACAGCCCUUUAAAGGAGCCCUCGGCAGCCAACACUGCCACUCUGUUGAGAAAAACUCGGCCUUCUGCCCUCUGCUGCCUGCUGGGUGACUAGAGGGGACUGAGCAGUGACCCCUCUGGGAUACUCAGUCAGGGGACCCCCAGUGGCAUAAGACAGGAGGGGUGGCUAAUAAUUAAUGGGUGUGUGCACACUUCGUGUUCAAAGUUUAAGUCUCGAAUAUUGGUCUUUUCCCCACCAGCUGAGCUGUUCCGUAGACCAGUCAAUAACUUCCGAAUAUCUCUGAAGGUUUUGAAUAGUGGCAGACUUUACACCUUAAAUUGAAAUUUCGAAAAUGCCUGAGACUGCUAGACCGUUAGAGGAGCCGGAACAAUCAGUCCGCUGGUUGUAUUUUUUAUCCUGUAAACAAUCCCCCCAACACACACACACACACACACACAUUAAGAUCACACACACACUCACACACACACACACACACACUCUCACACACACUCACACACACACACAUUAAGAUCACUUUAGUGAUGGAGAUGUCUUACAAAGAUUUAGAGAACAAGUCAUCUUUUUUCUGUAGACGAAACCCGAGUAACCCAGUUGCCCCCUCCCUCGGGUCUUUUCACGACUUCCAACUUCACACUGGGAAAUGGAUCUUGUAAAUGACAGGAGCCAGCACCGGGCAUUGAGGAAGAGCCUCUGAAGUGUCAGGACUCUGGAGUGUAGCGCACAGAAAGAGAGUGUUCUAUAAAAAUCCGACAGCUGAACUCAGUUGCUCCUUCCUGGCCCAAGGUGGGGGCGGGCUGGGAUCUGACAUCAGGCAAAAUUAGAUAACCUUUCGGUCCAUAGCAAGAAUGUGUGUGGGUUGGGAAAACAGCUUCAGGGCAGCAUCAUUUUUAAGCUGUUCAUGCCAGGUUAACAGAUAGCCCCCCUCAAUCAUCAGUUCUACUUGGGUGCCCCAUAGUGGCUAUGAAUCUCUGUCCCACACAGCGGGAAUACUGAACCAGUUCCUCUUCGUGCCGGUACAGAGCCCACGUCAUUAUUUUUACCAUGGAUGUUUCGUUAGCGUUCUUUCAAGCACUUCAUCCAUCCCAUGUGCCCAGGCCCAGGGAAAGCAACAAAACAGAAUCGAAGUAUCUCUGAGCCAGCUUCUGUGGACGUGCGUGCCUUGUGAGGUGUGUCUGUGAGCCCAGUGGAGGAAUAGAGACAUCUUGUCCCCCGCCUGAGGAGCAGACAUCUGCCUGACCCUGGCCAGCGUGGAGGCAUGGACAUGGGAGAGAUGCUUUUAGUUGCUAAUUUGUUUCCGCUGAGCCAAGUGUUUGAGAAACCUGGAUGAGAUCGGCACUUGCUUGCAGUCUGUUGGGACCUGUGGAGCCAUCAGUGGUGGGGUCUUAGCGAGAGCCACUUGAGGUGAAGCAGUUAGCACACGGGUGAUAGGAUAAGUUACACUCCGACCCCCAAAGGCAGGCGUGGAGAGAGCAGUGAAGCAGGGGCUGGAAGGAGCCAGACACAGAUUUCAGCUUCAUUCAUUCGUUCACUCAUUCAUUUGUUCACUCCUUAGACUUUGCAGUUUUACUAAGGAAGAGCAGGCUUUCUGAGACCUAGGAAAGGUUGGAGAAUAAGAGGGACUUGGAAAGCCAGUUUGUCGGUAGCCAUUCGGAAGACCCAAGUACUAAUGCUAGUCUCCUCUCCUCUCCUCUCCUCUCCUCUCCUCCCCUCCCCUCCCCUCCCCUCCCCUCCUCUCCUAGGUACUUAUGCCUCCAAUGUGCCUUGUAUCUGAACCCAGGACGGCAGGAAUCUCCUGUCCCUGGAAUGUGUCACUUAUUACCAUAUAGCAUUAGGUUGAAGUUGAGGAUGGGCACUUUCUCCAGAGGCUCAGAGAUUGUUCCCUAAAAGGAAGCCACUAUUAGAAUUGCCUGUCUGGGGGAAAGAAAUGGGGUUAUAUCCAUUAGGAAUAUGUAGACAGAGGUGCAAUCACCUUCAGAAGCAUGGCCAGGCAGGAUUAAAGGUAUUCUAAAUCCUCGCCACAGAGCGUUUUCUGGACGCAAAGGCACUAGGCCAUUUGAAGAUUAAUACUCCGUGCCUCUGGGCCAAGAGGUCAGCACUAUGCACUAGGGAGAAAAGCAUUAGCAGUUGUUUGUGGCAACAUAAAAUUCAGGACUGCCUUCCUUUGUCUUGGUUUCUAGAAGGAAGGAGGUAUUAUUGCCAGAGUAUUUACCGAGGUGUUGUGUAUUGUGCUCGGUAAGCUUGGAGCCUUUGAACCUGAUUGGAACAGAGAGCAAAGGUGGCUCAGCACCCUGAGAAGUGGAUGCCGCGGGAGGCAUGGUAGUUUGUGGAGUCCUUUCUGAGGUGCCUGGCUCUCUGGGCAGAAACGAUGCCAUCCCCUGCAGUGACCCUGCUGUGCAGUGCUCAGCUCUCCGCCUGUCUCUGAAGGGCCAUCUGCAGGGCUGGCGGCUGCCCUUCUCAUCCUGUCUUUGGAGAGCACAGCACACAGGCUUGGGUGAAGGGAACCCAGGGCUUCAGGCUCCUUUGCUCUGCUCUGUUUGUUGCUCAUCAGCAGGGUGACCAUGGGCCCUUUGGGCACAGCGUGGAGACUGUCCCUUUCAGAUAAAGCACACUGUGGGUCUCUGGCAAACACCAGCACUGGGACACCCUGUGGGUGACCCUCCCUACACGGAAGAGUGGUGCCCAGAUGGUAAUGUGGUUAUCGACUGGCUUUCCUUACCUAGUUUGGCAACUGACUUCUGCUCUCUUUUGAAACACUGAAUUCAGCAUUGUUUAAAUCCAAGCACAUUGCAAGUUUGUCACCUGACCUUUUGCACUGUUUUAUGGCUUCUUAUCCUUCAUCAUAGCUAAUAAAAUACCAAAAGAUAAAAAAAAAAUAAAAUGAAGCUUUGUAGUAUACUUGUACUUAGUUUGAAAAAAAUUGAAAUUGUAAUGCAUUUGUAUUUCCAUUUCUUGCAAAUAAAUAUUUUUCUUAGUCAAA
This is a messenger RNA of Microtus oregoni (creeping vole), 7362 nucleotides long. It is a transcript of the gene Creb3l2, whose product is annotated as cAMP responsive element binding protein 3 like 2. The transcript has 12 exons. Gene Ontology annotation, molecular function: cAMP response element binding; DNA-binding transcription factor activity, RNA polymerase II-specific. NCBI's taxonomy places the organism in Eukaryota, Metazoa, Chordata, Mammalia, Rodentia, Cricetidae. The record is from RefSeq and is a predicted model, not a curated record. Gene Ontology annotation, biological process: regulation of transcription by RNA polymerase II. Bases 346 to 1908 code for a protein of 520 amino acids.